CUGCGCGGCUUCGGGUGUCGCUUCUGUUUCUGGGGAGCCGGUCUUGGCAGAUGCACAGGGCACCCAACUAAUUCACAGCAGAGAGGGAGGACAAGGCAGUGUCGGACUAAAGGCUUGCUCUGACUCCACUGUCAGUCCGUAAUGACUCGGGCACGAAUGAGGCACGCAAAGGUUCAGCCGAGGCAGCUGCCAGGACCCAAGCACGCCGCACCCCGGCCCGGCGGGGCUGGCCGCCGCCGUGCGAGUUCCGCGCAUGCGCCGGGGUGGUGCGGCGGGCGGGCGUGUUCCCGCGCGGCCCCGCUCUCCGGGCGAACCGGGCUGUCGGCGCCGCUAGCGUGUGCCGGCCGCAGCCGUCAUGGGGAAGCUGAACGUGGUGAUGCUUCGGUACCUCUCCAAGGAGCACUUCAGGGUCCUGACAGCGGUGGAAAUGGGCAUGAAGAACCAUGAAAUAGUUCCUGCUAGCUUAAUUGCUUCCAUUGCCAGCCUUAAACAUGGUGGUUGUAAUAAAAUUUUGAGGGAGUUGGUGAAGCACAGACUUCUAGCUUAUGAACGAACUAAAACUGUCCAGGGUUAUCGGUUAACAAAUGCAGGAUAUGAUUACCUUGCUUUGAAAACUCUGUCUUCCCGACAAGUUAUACAUUCUGUUGGAAACCAGAUGGGUGUUGGCAAAGAAUCAGAUAUUUACAUUGUUGCAAAUGAAGAGGAGCAACAGUUUGCAUUGAAAUUACAUAGGCUUGGAAGAACUUCUUUUCGCAGUCUGAAAAAUAAACGUGACUACCACAAGCACAGACAUAAAAUGUCAUGGCUGUAUUUAUCCCGGCUGGCAGCAAUGAAGGAGUUUGCAUAUAUGAAGGCUUUGCAUGACAGAAAAUUUCCUGUUCCAAAACCUGUGGACUACAACAGGCAUGCAGUUGUUAUGGAGCUCAUUGAUGGCUAUCCUUUGUGCCAGGUGCACCACGUGGAAGAUCCUGCCUCUGUCUACAGUGAAUUAAUGGAUCUGAUUGUAAAUCUUGCCAAUCAUGGUUUGAUUCAUGGUGAUUUCAAUGAAUUUAAUCUCAUAUUGGAUAAUGAUGACCAUGUCACUAUGAUUGAUUUCCCUCAGAUGGUAUCAACAUCACAUGCAAAUGCUGAAUGGUAUUUUGACAGAGAUGUUAACUGUAUUAAGGAGUUCUUUAAGAAACGUUUCAACUAUGAGAGUGAGGUCUUCCCAGCAUUCAAAGACAUCAGGAGAGAGUGUUCUCUUGAUAGAGAGAUCGCUGCCAGCGGCUAUACAAAAGAAAUGCUAGAAGAUGAUGACCUGCUUUACCCACCAGGUUCUGAUGAGGAUGAUAAUACAACAGAGAUAUCAGAAUUUGUAGAAGAUGCUGAGAAUAAGCUCAACUUCUUCACCAAAGAUAAAGACAACUAUGAAGACUUCAUGUCUGAAAUGGGUUAUUUGUCUGAAAGCAGAACCUGUGACAACUUUAUGUAUGUCAAUGAGGAGGCUGAUACAACUGAAAGUAGUGAAAAUACACAAAGGCUGAGUAUGUCAAAGUUGAGUUCAGCCUUAGAAGUUGUUGAAGGGCAAGCUAUGCUUCAGAAAUCUGGUGAAGAUGCAGAGAGUUCUGCAAUUGCUUUUUUUAAGGGCAAAAGCAUAACUGAAAACGCUGCUGAAGUCAAAAAUCACACAGGACAAGAGGAGUGCUGUAAUGAUGAGGAGAAUGAAGAUAAAUGCCCUGAUCUGGUUGACUUGUCAACUUUAAAUGAGAAAUUCAGGCAUUACAGAAGUGAAGAGAGUGCUGAGCACAGAACAAGGACUAAAAGUAUCUCAUCGGUCAGAAGUGCUGGGAGCUGUUCAACCAUUCCACCGGAACUGGUGAAACAGAAGAUAAAACGUCAGCUGACCAAACAUCAAAAGUCUGUUCUGAGACAUCGGCUGCAAAAAGGAGAGGCAAAUAUUUAUACCAAACAACGUCGAGAAAAUAUGCACAACAUUAAGUCUAGCUUGGAUGCAGCUAGUUUCUGGGGAUAAUUUGUUAAAGCUUCUAUAGAAUAUGAGAAAACUCAUAAUGCAUACAGUUGAAAGAAUUAAUAACAAAUAAUCCUUUUAUGUAAUGGAGCAAUCUCUUCUGCACAACCAGAUGUUUUUCUGGAAGUUAAUAAACCUCAUUCUGCUGGUUCCUGUGA
Messenger RNA from Falco peregrinus (peregrine falcon), 2166 nucleotides. It is a transcript of the gene RIOK2, whose product is annotated as RIO kinase 2. The coding region runs from base 356 to 2011 and encodes 551 amino acids. NCBI's taxonomy places the organism in Eukaryota, Metazoa, Chordata, Aves, Falconiformes, Falconidae. Gene Ontology annotation, biological process: protein phosphorylation; maturation of SSU-rRNA. Gene Ontology annotation, molecular function: protein serine/threonine kinase activity; ATP binding. The record is from RefSeq and is a predicted model, not a curated record. The transcript has 10 exons. Gene Ontology annotation, cellular component: preribosome, small subunit precursor; cytosol; nucleus.